Messenger RNA from Rotaria sp. Silwood1, 693 nucleotides. The record is from the annotation of a GenBank genome assembly. NCBI's taxonomy places the organism in Eukaryota, Metazoa, Rotifera, Eurotatoria, Philodinida, Philodinidae.
AUGUUUCGAUAUUUUUCGUUCAAUACUUUGAAAUAUGGAAUUGGAGGAAAAGUUCAACAAAAUAUUGUUCAUGAUAUCCUUGUUUGUUAUCCAUUUUCUACCAGUACAAAAUCAACACCCAGCCACAGUAUACGUCGCUCUAUUAAAAAUCUUGGAUAUCUGUUAGGUGCAGGUGUCGCUUUUUCAAUUGUUUAUGCAGCAUAUGAAUGGAUCGUACAAAUACCGAUUUGUCCGAAUUUUAAUCGAAAACAAUAUGUCAAUAUUAAUAAUGUUUUAUUAUGUACAACCUUAUUGAAAAAUAUGAAUGAACAAUGUUCAGGACAUAAUCCUAUGAAAAAAAUUGGUGCAAUUACAGGAGUCAAUUAUAAACUUAUUCAAGUUGAAUUAGAGAAUUCAAAAGUAUCAUCACGUAUUCUUUUAAAUGAUGAAGAAAUUUCUCAACGAAAUUUAUUUGAUAUUAACUAUAUAUCUGAAUAUAUUGAAACAUUAGCUGAUUUACUUUUGAAAUUAGAUGAAGAUCAUCGAAUAAAACUAUUGUCUAAUAUGAUUGGUUAUUAUGUAUUCAUAUGUUCAGAAUGUCAUUCAUCAUUAACACGACAAAUGAUAUCAUGUACUUCUUAUCUACAUCAAGCUGGAUUACAAAAUAAUCCUGUUAAUAUAUCAGAAAUUGACAAUCUAAAGACUCAAACUUAA